GGCAGAGGCAGCAGAGUAAAGGUGGAGGAGACAGACAGACACGCAGACACGCAGACAUCCCGGGAGCCAGCAGGUAGACAUAUGCGCCUCUCCGUGCUCGCCGUCCUCCUGCUCCUCACCGCCUCCAUAGCAGCUGUUGUCCCUGUUCUUUGCCCCUUCGUUUUGUUGGUGAGGAUAUCACAGUGAUGUCUGCAUUCAACCUACUCCAUUUGAUGACAAAGAGCCAGCCAGUGGCCCUGCGGGCCUGUGGGCUUCCCUCAGGAACACGAAAGGAAAAAAAGACUUGCAAAGUUGUUUUUACUGAGCAAGAGUUAAGGCAACGACUGACACCAAAGCAAUAUCAUGUCACCCAAGAAAAGGGGACAGAAAGUGCCUUUGCUGGAGAAUAUACUCACAACACAGCAACUGGGGAAUACAAGUGUGUUGUCUGUGGAGCAACUCUUUUCAGGUCGGAAAAAAAAUUUGACUCCAACUCAGGAUGGCCCUCAUUUUUUGAUGUUGUCAAUCCAGAAGCAAUAACGUUUACUGAUGACUUUUCAUAUGGGGUGCACAGAGUAGAAACAAGUUGUAGUCAGUGCGGUGCUCAUCUUGGUCAUGUCUUUGAUGAUGGCCCUCGUCCAACUGGUAAAAGAUACUGUAUAAAUUCUGCAUCAUUGAACUUCAUACCAGAUGAGUCAGGUGGUGCUGAAGGUAGCCGUUCCUUAGAUCCACCUGGAAAGACUGAAUUGUAAAAACAGAGCAUUUUGGGGACUUUUCAGAAUUGUUUUACAGAAUAUAAUACCGGCUGUGCAUUCACUUUUUCCAUUCAUUAUUGCUGCAGUCAUGUUUCAUGAUCAUCAAAGGAAUGUCAUAUCUUUAUUUUUAAGACUGUAUCUGAUAUAUACACAACAUAGUAAAGUAAAUGAAUUCAACUAAAAUCUAUAUAAUUACUAUCCUUUAAAGAUUAAAGUAAACGGACAUUAGUGUUCAUAUC
This is a messenger RNA of Bufo gargarizans (Asiatic toad), 973 nucleotides long. It is a transcript of the gene MSRB3, whose product is annotated as methionine sulfoxide reductase B3. Gene Ontology annotation, cellular component: cytoplasm. The record is from RefSeq and is a predicted model, not a curated record. Gene Ontology annotation, biological process: response to oxidative stress; protein repair. The transcript is spliced from 7 exons. Gene Ontology annotation, molecular function: peptide-methionine (R)-S-oxide reductase activity. NCBI's taxonomy places the organism in Eukaryota, Metazoa, Chordata, Amphibia, Anura, Bufonidae. The coding region runs from base 186 to 731 and encodes 181 amino acids.